GCCGGGAGUUGUAGUCCAGGUGGGGGCAAGAUGGCGGAGCGCGCGGCGCGGCUGCAGGAGGAGGCGCUGCACAGGAGGGAGCGUCUACUGGCACUGAGGGAGCGCCGGUUCCAGAACAAAGGCAAAGAUGAAGCAGAGCCAGAAACUAAGCAUCUCAGAGAAGAAGAAGAAGAAGAUGAGAAAGAAAUCAAACACAGAGAAUUAAAGCUUCGCAACUAUGUGCCGGAGGCUAAAGAACUGAAAGAUCGACUUGUGCCCAAUGCUAAACCGGCCUCAGUGGAGGAGAAGGUGCGGGAGCAGCAGGAAGCAGGGAAGCCUGUCCCUGUCAUUGAAGAAGUGGACUUGGUGAACCUUGCUCCCCGGAAGCCUGACUGGGAUUUGAAAAGGGAUGUGGCGAAGAAACUAGAAAAGCUGGAGAAGAGAACGCAGAGGGCCAUCGCAGAACUGAUCCGGGAGAAACUAAAGGACAAUGAGGAGGACCUGGCGUCUGCCGUUGGAGCGGUGAAGCAGGAGGAUUAUGACUCUGAGUGAAGCAGGGUUGUUUCUGGCCUGAAGAAGGGUCUCGACCAAAAAUGUUAACUAUUCCUUCUCUAUGAGAUGCUGCCUGACCUGCUGAGUAACUCCAGCUUUUUGUGCCUGUCUUCAGUUUAAACCAGCAUCUGCAGUUCCUUCCGACACGGUUGGUUUAAAUGUCUGUGUGUCUGUCUGUGCAUGCAGUGUGUGUGUGUGUGUGCAUCUGUGUGUGCCUGUCCAUCUGUGUGAGCUUGUGUGCGUGCGUGUGUGGCUAUCUGUGUGUGUGUGUGGAUGUCUGUCUGUGUUUGGCGGAUGUGGCCAUAUGUGUGUGUUCGUGCAUGUAUGGCUAUCUGUGUGUGUGGCUAUUUGGGUGUGUGUGCGGCUGUGUGUGUAUGUGUGCAUGUAUGUGCGUGUGUAUCUGAGUGUGUAUGUGGCUAUCUGUAUGUGUGUGUUUGUCUGAGUGCCCGUGUGCACCAGUGUGUGUGUGUGUGUGUCUGUCCCCCUUUGUGCGUGCGUGUGCGGCUGUGUGUGUGUGUGUGUGUGUGCGCGUAUGUGGCUAUCUCUAUGUGUGCGUUUGUCUGAGUGUCUAUGCACCAGUGUGUGUGUGUGUGUGUCUGCCUGCCUGUCUGUGUGUGUGUGUUUGUCUGUGAGUGCACCUGAGAGAGCUAGUCAUGUUGUGAUUACCUGUUUCCAUCAGUCAGGUAGAAACAAGGAACUACAGAUGCUGGUUUAUACUAAACGACUCCGGCAGCAUCACCGGAGAACAGGGAUAGAUGACAUUAAUUGUCGGGACCUUUCUUCAGACACCAGACUGAAGAAGCGUGCCGAGACGUCACCAAUCCAUGUUCUGCAGGGAUGCUGCCCGACCUGCCGAGUUACUCCAGCGUUUUGUGUCCUGUUAGGUUAUUAAUAAGCAGAUUCCUCUUUUGUUUAAUCCCCAAGUUUUGUGGGGUUUUGACAGUCUUUGUACGAAUGCUAGUACUGAUUUACAAUAAAAGAACAAACAAAAUCCA
This is a messenger RNA of Amblyraja radiata (thorny skate), 1526 nucleotides long. RefSeq names its product coiled-coil domain containing 12 (gene ccdc12). The transcript is spliced from 7 exons. The record is from RefSeq and is a predicted model, not a curated record. Gene Ontology annotation, cellular component: post-mRNA release spliceosomal complex; U2-type spliceosomal complex. The coding region runs from base 31 to 531 and encodes 166 amino acids. NCBI's taxonomy places the organism in Eukaryota, Metazoa, Chordata, Chondrichthyes, Rajiformes, Rajidae.